AUGUACAAAUCCGAUUGAUCACCAUAGAAUAUAUUCUAGAAUCCACACUCACCAAACGCGUCGCAGAAAAGGAAAAUAAAAAUAAAAAUCUCCCCCCUCUCUCAAUUGGGCAUAUAUAUCUCGAAUCAUUAGCUUUUCUUCGCGUAAAUCUCUUAUUUUUAUGACAAAAUUCACUCACCAUCUUCUCGUCCCGUGAAUCUCUUCGAUUUCUCUUCACUUUCUAGUAAUACAUACGCACAAUUACCUGUAUCUAUAUACAAUUACUAGUGAUUCGAGAUGCUAUCGGUGCAAAACGAUCUGCGGCAGCUUCAAUUGCAGCAGCAGCAGCAGAUGGUGGUGCCUAGGGUUUACAACACCGGCGAUCACAGGAAUGAUCCGUUUUUGCUGCACUCGGAGCCGGUAUCGGGGCUCCGAAUUGGCGCUGGUUUGGAUGCGAGGGAAGUGGAUGAGGACAUGCUCAUGGCUCUUGCUCAUCAAGACUACAAGGCUGGCAACUUUAAGCAAGCUUUAGAAAAUAGCAAGGCUGUUUAUCAGAGAAAUCCAAGCCGUACAGAUAAUCUUCUUCUGAUGGGCGCAGUUCAUUAUCAGUUGCAUGAAUUUGAUUUUUGCAUUGCCAAGAAUGAGGAAGCUCUGCAGAUUGAUCCUCAUUUUGCCGAGUGCUACGGAAACAUGGCUAAUGCUUGGAAGGAAAAAGGCAACAUUGAUAUUGCCAUCCGCUACUAUUUAAUCGCUAUUGAGCUUCGUCCUAAUUUCGCUGAUGCUUGGUCGAAUUUGGCAAGUGCAUACAUGCGGAAAGGGAGGAUGAGUGAUGCAGCUCAAUGCUGUAGACAGGCUCUUGCCAUAAACCCUCGUUUGGUUGACGCACAUAGUAAUUUAGGGAAUCUGAUGAAGGCUCAAGGAAUGGUAAACGAGGCAUACAACUGCUAUAUUGAGGCUCUCCGUAUACAGCCAAAUUUUGCAAUUGCAUGGUCCAAUCUUGCUGGUCUUUUUAUGGAAUCGGGUGAUCUGAAUAGGGCUCUCCAAUAUUACAAGGAAGCUGUUAAGCUCAAACCAACAUUUGCAGAUGCUUAUCUAAACCUGGGUAAUGUAUAUAAGGCUCUGGGAAUGCCUCAAGAGGCUAUCGUGUGCUACCAGCGUGCUCUUCAGGCGCGCCCUGAUUAUGCAAUGGCCUUCGGUAACUUAGCUAGUAUAUUCUAUGAGCAAGGGAAAAUGGACAUGGCAAUACUCAACUACAAGCGAGCCAUUGCAUGUGAUGCUGGGUUCUUGGAGGCAUAUAAUAAUUUGGGGAAUGCACUGAAGGAUGCUGGUAGAGUUGAAGAAGCUAGUCACUGCUAUCGACAAUGCCUUGCUCUACAACCAGCCCAUCCUCAGGCUCUUACUAAUCUAGGAAAUAUCUACAUGGAAUGGAACAUGACCCCUGCUGCUGCACAGUGUUAUAAGGCCACAUUAUCUGUUACAACCGGACUUUCUGCCCCUUUCAAUAAUUUAGCAAUCAUUUACAAACAGCAGGGUAAUUAUGCGGAUGCUAUAUCAUGCUAUAAUGAAGUUCUCCGCAUCGAUCCACAUGCAGCCGAUGGACUUGUUAAUCGGGGAAACACUUAUAAGGAGAUCGGAAGAGUUACUGAAGCAAUUCAAGACUAUCUACGAGCUGUGGCGAUCCGACCAACCAUGGCUGAAGCUCAUGCAAAUUUGGCUUCAGCUUACAAGGACAGUGGGCAUGUGGAAGCUGCUAUCAAAAGUUAUAAACAAGCUUUGGCUCUGCGCCCUGAUUUUCCAGAAGCUACUUGUAAUCUUCUUCACACGUUACAGUGUGUAUGCGACUGGGAUGGGCGGAAGAAGAUGUUUAUUGAAGUCGAAGGGAUUCUUCAAAGGCAAAUCAAGAUGUCAGUUCUUCCAAGUGUUCAGCCAUUCCAUGCAAUAGCCUAUCCCCUCGAUCCUAUGCUUGCACUUGAGAUAAGCCGGAAAUAUGCACAACAUUGUUCCGUAGUUGCUUCCCGGUUUUCUCUUCCUCCCUUUACCCAUCCCGUGCCAAUCGCUAUUAAGGGGGGUGGUAGAAACGGUCGAUUGAGAAUUGGCUAUGUGAGCAGCGAUUUUGGUAACCAUCCAUUAUCCCAUCUGAUGGGUUCUGUCUUUGGCAUGCAUGAUGUGCAAAAUGUUGAGGUUUUCUGCUAUGCUUUAAGUCCAAAUGAUGGCUCUGAAUGGAGGUUGCGCACUCAGUCGGAAGCCGAACACUUUAUAGAUGUAUCGGCCAUGUCAUCUGAUAUGAUUGCCAGGCUAAUUAAUGAGAAUCAAAUCCAAAUUCUCAUCAACCUUAAUGGCUAUACCAAGGGUGCUAGAAAUGAAAUAUUUGCCAUGCAGCCAGCUCCAAUCCAGGUCUCUUACAUGGGAUUUCCUGGAACUACAGGGGCUACCUACAUAGACUAUCUGGUCACUGAUGAGUUUGUUUCUCCAACCAAAUUUUCUCAUAUAUACUCGGAGACACUCGUCCAUCUCCCUCACUGUUACUUUGUAAAUGAUUACAAGCAGAAAAACCGAGAUGUGCUGGAUCCUGCCUGCCAACCCAAGCGAUCAGAUUAUGGAUUGCCAGAGGACAAAUUUAUAUUUGCCUUCUUUAAUCAGCUCUACAAGAUUGAUCCUGAGAUAUUCAUCACUUGGUGCAACAUUCUAAAACGGGUGCCUAACAGUGCACUUUGGCUUCUUCGAUUUCCAGCUGCAGGUGAACCAAGACUGCGUGCAUAUGCUGCUGCACAGGGAGUGCAACCAGACCAAAUUAUUUUUACUGAUGUUGCAAUGAAAAGUGAACAUAUUAAGCGCAGUGCCUUGGCCGAUUUGUUCCUCGACUCUCCCCUAUGUAAUGCACACACUACAGGUACAGAUGUUCUUUGGGCUGGUCUGCCAAUGGUGACACUUCCACUUGAGAAAAUGGCAACUAGAGUUGCUGGUUCAUUGUGUCUAGCCACUGGACUUGGAGAGGAGAUGAUCGUGAGCAGUAUGAAAGAGUAUGAAGAGAAGGCGGUGUCACUGGCACUAAAUAGACCGAAGCUCCAGGAUCUUACACAAAGACUCAAGGCAUCCCGCCUGACUUGCCCAUUAUUUGAUACUGCGAGAUGGGUAAGGAAUCUUGAAAGAGCAUAUUUUAAGAUGUGGAAUCUUUACUGCUCCGGCCAGCAUCCACAGCCCUUUAAAGUUACUGAGAAUAAUUCGGAGUUCCCUUAUGACCGCUAGUUGUAGUAGUAAGCAGAGAAGGAAAUGUAGAUAUAAAUUAAGAGAAUGUGACAAUACCCUAGGAUAGAUUGGAAUUAGGAUGGUGCUGUUGAGAUGUUGUGUACUAAAAAUGAUCAAGAUUUCCCUAAAAAUAUUAAAACUUGUGUCGGAAGUUUCCUCAUAAUUUAGUGCUUGUGCUGGAAGUUGUCACCUUGAAA
Daucus carota subsp. sativus is the source of this 3422-nucleotide messenger RNA. Its product is annotated as probable UDP-N-acetylglucosamine--peptide N-acetylglucosaminyltransferase SEC. NCBI's taxonomy places the organism in Eukaryota, Viridiplantae, Streptophyta, Magnoliopsida, Apiales, Apiaceae. The transcript is spliced from 28 exons. The coding region runs from base 277 to 3225 and encodes 982 amino acids. Gene Ontology annotation, molecular function: protein binding; protein O-acetylglucosaminyltransferase activity. Gene Ontology annotation, biological process: protein O-linked glycosylation. The record is from RefSeq and is a predicted model, not a curated record.